AUGCUCUUCCCGCACCUUAGUGUGGCCUUCACGGACGCGUCCAAAGACUGCUUGAGCCUUGUGGCGGCAAGCGCGGAGCAACUUGGGUUGGCACUGCUUCAGGUUGGUAGUGAUGAGUUGGUUAGGCCCCUUCCGUGCAGCAUGGAGGGACGGGCGUUGCUAUCUUGUGAACUGGAGUGGGGUGAAGAGGGUUCCGAGCGCCUCCUCCGUGUGCUGUCGCAUCUGUGUUCAGGGUCCCAUCUGCGUCGCCCUACACGCGCUAUUCGGUUGGUAUUGGGUUCAGAUCUGAUGUACUACCGCGUGGAUAUUAGGGAACUGCUUACCACCUGCAAGAUGCUGCUUCAUCCUGGUGUGGGCAAUGACGAUGGCGAGGCGCAUUGUGAGGAAGAUACGGACUGUCUCUCCCCCCGUUUCGUCGUGCUCGCUCACUUCAUGCGCAUCCCGGAAGGAGAUAAGAAGCUCAAGUCCUGUGCGGAUAAAUUGGGGUUCGGUGCUGUCCGAGUUCCAAUUGACACUUUCCUUGAGCCGUGCGUAGUCCAGAGUCGAGGGUGGAAUGGAACAUCUGUCAUUCUCCUGUUCCUCCGGUCCUUAUCGUUAGGCGGCAUUCGACGGGGCACGCUGCCGGCUGACGUGGCAAGCCGGGCGUGUUCUACGGACUGUGAGCGGGAAGACCUUAUCGAAGCGAAAAAGCUGUUGCAUGGAGAACAGUUUUCCCUUCUCCGUGAAUGCUUGACCUGUUAUUCCACGGCGGCGGCUGAGGGAGGCGUUGGUAAACCCACGAAUGAAGCAGGGGAUAUGUGUGAUUUGAAAAUUCUUCCAUUUGCUGUGUAA
Messenger RNA from Trypanosoma brucei brucei TREU927, 831 nucleotides. RefSeq lists its product as hypothetical. The record is from RefSeq and is a predicted model, not a curated record. Lineage: Eukaryota; Euglenozoa; Kinetoplastea; Trypanosomatida; Trypanosomatidae. The coding region runs from base 1 to 831 and encodes 276 amino acids. The transcript has a single exon.